This is a messenger RNA of Chelonia mydas (Green sea turtle), 1714 nucleotides long. Its product is annotated as zinc finger protein 251-like. The transcript is spliced from 5 exons. Bases 120 to 527 code for a protein of 135 amino acids. NCBI's taxonomy places the organism in Eukaryota, Metazoa, Chordata, Testudines, Cheloniidae. The record is from RefSeq and is a predicted model, not a curated record. Gene Ontology annotation, biological process: regulation of DNA-templated transcription.
CCAGGGCCCCUUCCCGGCCCGGCCCCUGCCCCGGGGGGCCCCGCUCGGAGGGAAGGCUGAGGAAUCACGUCCACGUUUCGCUCCAGAUCGUCCCAUCUUCCAGGGGGCAGGGAAGGGAAAUGGCUGUGAUGGAGCCAGCUCAGAUGCCGGUGACCUUCGAGGAGGUGGCUGUGUAUUUCACCCAGGGGCAGGGGGCUCUGCUGGACCCCGCUCAGAGAGCCCUCUACAGGGACGUCAUGCAGGAGAACUAUGAGACGGUGACCUCGCUGGGAUUCCCCAUUCCCACACCUGACUUCAUCGCCUGGCUGGAACGAGGGGAAGAGCCAUGGGUCCCGGAUCUCCAGGCCGCCGAGGAAAGGGAGAGCCCGAGAGGUACCUGCACAGGUGAUAGGACAGUGAGUGAGAACAAGGAGGAGAAUCAGCAGCAGAAAGGUCCUGGGAAAGUGGAACCAGAGGAGAGGUUUUUGAGAAGAGCCAAAGGGAAUUUUUACCAGUGCUUGGAACAGGGUGAAGCCUGGGGAGAUUGACACAGAUCAGAGAUGCAGCUUGGAAACUAUCCCGAGAAGAAACUGGAUGAAUCCACUGAACAUGGCGGAGGAUGUAAGGAUCCCAAGGAAACCACAGUGCAACACACAAGUCACAAUGAAGAGAAACCCUACAAAUGCCUCGACUGUGGGAGAAGAUUCCAUUUCGGUGCAAACCUUAUUAAACAUCAGAGAACCCACACAGGAGAGAAGUCCUGUGAAUGCUUGGACUGUGGGAAAAGCUUCAGUGAGAAGUCACAAGUUAUUCUACACCAGAGAGUGCCCACAGGAGAGAGAGCCUAUAAAUGCCUGGAGUGCGGGAAAAGCUUUAAUGAGAGGACACACCUUAGGGCACAUCAGACAACCCACACAGGAGAGAAGCCCUGUAAAAUGCCUCGAGUGUAGGAAAUGUUUUAUCGAAAGUUCAUCCCUUACUAAACAUGGAAGAAUCUACACAGGAGAAAGAUCCUAUAAAUGCCUUGAGUGUGGGAAAUGUUUUGUUGACAGAACAAAACUUACUCUUCAUCAGAGAAUCCACACAGGAGAGAGACCCCAUAAAUGCUUAGACUGUGUGGAACGCUUCAUUCAGAAGUCACAACUCAUUAUACACUGGAGGAUGCACAUAGGAGAGAGACCGUAUAAAUGCUUGGAGUGUGGGAAAAGCUUCACUGAGCAGUCACAACUUAUUCUGCACCAGAGAGUGCCCAUAGGAGAGAGACCCUUUCAAUGCCGUGAAUGUGGGAAACGUUUUAUGCGGCGCUCAGUGCUUAUUACACACCAGAGAACCCACACAGGAGAGAGACCCUAUAAAUGCCUUGAAUGUGGAAAAAGUUUUAGUCAGAGCUCAAAUCUUAUUGCACAUAAGAGAAUCCACACAGGAGAAAGACCCUAUAAAUGCUCAGACUGUGGGAAAACUUUCAGUCAGCACUCAUACCUUACUAAACAUGGGAGAAUCCACACAGAGAGACCUUAUAAAUGCCUUGACUGUGGGAAAAGCUUCAGUAAGACCUCAGAGCUGACCAAACAUGAGAGAAUCCACAAGGGUGAGAGACCUUAGGAAUAGCUUGGCUACAGGAAAAGAUUCAAUUUGACUUCAUACUUCAGUGACCCACACAACAGAGAGACCUGGAAUGUGGGGGAAGGUUCAUUUGGUGCUCCCGGAGUAUCAGCCAUCAUCAAAUCCGCACAGG